CAUACUCCGAUUUUUCAGAGUCCUUGACCUGAAGUGUUCUGAUGCAAUAAUUUGAACGAUGAAAAACUGAAAAAUCACGGAAUCCCGAGCUGUUGUUUCAUUUUUCUGUGAUAAAAUAGUGAAAUUAUUGUUGAUCUUUCAUCUUCGGAAUGGAAGACGACGAAUUGACACCCUUUGAUCCUUCUGUGAUGAAGAAGAAAAAGAAAAAGAAGAAGGUACCAUUUGAUUUAGAUGCAGCUAUGGGUGAGACAGAAGGAGCAACAGAUGGGGCACCAACCCCAGAAACAACUGAAAUCCAAGAGGAACCGGAGGAAAGCAAAUCUGAAAAUCAAAGGGAAAAAGUAGAUGAUGAUAUGUCAUUAGAAUUUAGCCUUGGGAUGAAAAAGAAGAAAAAGAAAAAGAAAGCAUUUGAACUUGAUGACUUGGGAGAUGCUCUGCCUGUAAGGAUAACUGUAUUUAAAGAAUCACGAGCUUCAGAAUCUACACAGCCCCCAGAGGAUCAAGAUGGGGGAGCGGACGAAGAAGCCCCAGCAGACGAAGAUUUCAAUUUAGCUCUUCCAACUAAAAAAAAGAAAAAGAAGAAGAAGGUUGACUUUGAUGCACUUGAAUCAGAAGAACCAAUGUUGGAUGAAGUUGAUGAAGCAGAAGAAGCAAAGAAGGAAGAGAGAUUAACAGGCGGUAGCUCUGGGAAAUCCUGGUUGGACUCUGAUAGAGAUUACACAUAUGAUGAGUUACUGACACGUGUGUUUGAUAUAAUCAGAGAGAAAAAUCCUGACAUGGUAACUGGUGAAAAGAAGAAAUUUGUUAUGAGACCUCCUCAAGUGCUUAAAGUUGGUACUAGAAAAUCUUCGUUUGCAAAUUUUGCAGAUAUUUGUAGAUUGUUACAUCGACAGCCAAAACAUGUGUUAGCUUUCCUGUUGGCAGAAUUGGGUACAAGUGGUUCUGUUGAUGGUAAUAACCAGUUGAUUAUCAAAGGCAAAUAUAACCAGAAACAGAUAGAAAAUGUCCUUAGAAGAUAUAUCAAAGAGUAUGUUACCUGUCAUACUUGUAGGUCACCUGACACGUUGCUACAAAAAGAUACUAGACUUUUCUUUCUACAGUGUGAAACGUGUGGUUCUCGGUGCUCUGUUGCUAGCAUCAAAUCUGGUUUCCAGGCCGUUACAGGAAAGAGAGCUGCAAUACGGGCAAAAACCACAUAAAACAAUCAUGGCAGAGCUUAACAAUAUGGAUAAAUAUAUCAUCUUAAAAUGGCUUAAAAAGCUUGUAUCACUUGUCACCUUUAAGUCAAAUCAGUUUGAAUGUGGGCAUCUGUGUACUUGUAAUUGUACAAUUAAUCUGAAUGUUGUUGAUAGUACAGUGACAGUUUUGUCAUGUCAGAUGAAUGCCAGUGGAUUUAAAGAGGAAGAUUGGUUGAAAGGACUGAUAAUGACUAGUAUAUUUCAUUGGAUAAUUCGGCAUUUAAGAGAUCAGUGUAUCUUAUCUUUUCUUAAUUUAUACAGUUGUAAUGAUAUUUCUUUCAUAAAUUUACAUUCAAAUA
Mytilus californianus (California mussel) is the source of this 1537-nucleotide messenger RNA. Its product is annotated as eukaryotic translation initiation factor 2 subunit 2-like. The record is from RefSeq and is a predicted model, not a curated record. The transcript is spliced from 9 exons. Lineage: Eukaryota; Metazoa; Mollusca; Bivalvia; Mytilida; Mytilidae. Gene Ontology annotation, molecular function: translation initiation factor binding; mRNA binding; translation initiation factor activity. Gene Ontology annotation, cellular component: eukaryotic translation initiation factor 2 complex. Gene Ontology annotation, biological process: translational initiation; formation of cytoplasmic translation initiation complex; formation of translation preinitiation complex. Bases 150 to 1199 code for a protein of 349 amino acids.